AUGGCAGGCCUUCACCCAUCCCCAGGUCACCCGUCCUCCACGAGCUCCAACACGUCCUCGAAUCCGCGUUUUACCCCAGUUUCCUACGGAUCGGAGGAAGAGAACCCGGAAGCCGGUCCCGCAAAAUCUCCCAUCCUUCCACUGCGCUUGGAAACAAACUUCAAAGACCAUCAGGACGUCGGCGACCCGUUAGACAUAAACGAGAACGCGUAUGAUGAGUGCGAGGAGCUCGAAGGCAAGCUUCCGAAUGUCGCGUCGGCGUUGAGAUUCACAUCAGAGGAGGAGAGCGAGGUAGUGAAGAGGUUUGACAGACGGCUGGUUCCGUUUUUGGCCCUUCUCUACUUGCUCUCCUUCCUCGAUCGCUCCAAUAUCGGGAAUGCGAAGAUAGCAGGUCUCAAGGAUGAUCUCCAACUCUCAUCCUCACAAUAUGAAUGGCUUCUUACAGCAUUUUACAUUACUUACAUCUUAUUUGAAUGGAUGACGCUGCUGUAUCGCGUCGUGCCCCCGCACAUCUAUAUAUCUCUGUGUGUAUGUGGAUGGGGACUCAUCGCCUCGUUCCAGUGUCUGGCAACCUCCUUUGAGGGAUUGGUGAUUCUCCGGGCUUUGCUUGGUAUCACCGAAGCUGCUUUUGGCCCGGGUGUUCCGUUCUACUUGUCGUUGUUCUAUCAGCGCCACGAAUUGGCUUUCCGCAAUGGAUUGUUCAUCUCGGCAGCACCACUCGCAACAUCGUUUGCAAGCAGUUUGGCCUACUUGAUUGUUAGGUUCAGCAGCGAUGGCCCGAUCUCGCCAUGGCGCACCCUGUUUCUCGUUGAGGGCUUUCCGAGUGUCAUUGUCGCUGUGUUCGCUUGGUUUUUGAUCCCUGACUCUCCAGGCAAAGCGGCUUUCCUUACUCGUCGUCAAAGGAUGGUGGCUCAGCAACGACUGGAGGUAAGCACGGUUGAUUAUCAACAAUCCCGUGGCAGUCAGUUCAAAUGGCGCGAAAUCCUCAAAAUUGCAUCUGAUCCAAAGGCCUAUCUUGCUGCCUUCAUGUUCUUCAGCUGUAACGUUGCUUUCAGCUCGAUGCCGGUCUUCUUACCAACAAUUCUACAAGAUAUGGGUUAUUCAUCAUUACACGCCCAGGCUCUCUCAGCGCCGCCUUAUCUUUUUGCUUUCGUCGUGGUUCUCAUCACUGCAUACGCCUCAGAUCGCAGCCGAUCUCGGAGCCCGUAUCUUAUCGGUCAUGCUUUGAUUUCGUCGCUUUCAUAUUUAACCAUUGCACUCACAGGCCACUUCCACUCACACCUGCCACCAUGGCUCCACACACUCAUCCGCUAUCUAUGCGUGUAUCCAGCUAUAGCCGGUUUCUUCUCAGCCAUCACCAUUGUAAUCACGUGGUCAAUGGACAAUCGAGUCGAAAAGGAAGGCAAGGGCGCAAGCAUUGCCAUUCUCAAUAUCAUUGGUCAGUGUGGACCGCUCCUUGGAACAAGACUUUACCCCGAGUCCGACGGCCCGUGGUAUGUUCGUGGUAUGGCCACAUGUUCAUUUUUCAUGGUUGUUGUUGCGGUGCUGGCUGUAAUCUUGCGGGUCAUGUUGCAGCGACUGAACCGUGCUGCUGCGGAAACUACUUAUACCAUUGUUGAACAGGGUGGUCCUGCGGAUGAAGGCGAGGAGCGAGAUGAACUUAUGGGCGGUGGUAGGAGGAAUGAUUUAGAGCAUUCUACUGGUGAGAAGACACUUGUUUAUAUCAUCUAG
Molecule: messenger RNA, 1731 nt
Organism: Penicillium salamii
Lineage: Eukaryota; Fungi; Ascomycota; Eurotiomycetes; Eurotiales; Aspergillaceae
Source: the annotation of a GenBank genome assembly